AUUCAGCAGCUCAGAAUGAAGAUCUUGGUUUUUCUGGUCCUCCUGGGUCUACACAGCGCAGCAGCAGUGACUCACUCUCUGAAGACAUUCUACACUGUGUCCUCUCAAGUCCCAAACUUCCCAGAGUUUGUGAUGGUCGGGAUGGUUGAUGAUGUUCAGAUUGAGCAUUAUGACAGCAACACCAGGAGACUAGAACCCAAACAGGACUGGAUGAACAGAGUCACAGAAGAUGAUCCACACUACUGGGACACUGAGAACAUCAGGGGUGUCCAGCAGGUCUUCAAAGACAACAUUGAAAUUGCAAAGCAGCGCUUCAACCAAACUGGAGGUGUCCAUGUUCUCCAGUGGAUGUACGGCUGUGAAUGGGACGAUGAGACUGGAGAGGUUAAUGGUUAUAAUCAGUAUGGUUAUGAUGGAGAAGACUUCAUAGCAUUUGACCUGAAGACAGAGACAUGGAUCGCUCCAAAACAACAGGCUUUCAUCACCAAAAUCAAGUGGGACCAUAACAUAGCUUCUAUUGCACAGACAAAGAACUACCUCACCCAGACUUGCGUUGAGUGGCUGAAGAAGUAUGUGAACUAUGGGAGGAGCUCUCUGAUGAGAACAGACCUUCCCUCAGUGUCUCUCCUCCAGAAGACUCCCUCCUCUCCAGUCAGAUGCCACGCUACAGGUUUCUACCCUGACAGAGUCAUGAUGUUCUGGAGGAAAGAUGGAGAGGAGCUUCAUGAGGACGUGGAACUUGGAGAGAUCCUCCCCAACCAUGAUGGAUCCUUCCAGAUGAGUGUUGACCUGAACCUUUCAUUAGUCACACCUGAAGACUGGAGUAGGUACGAAUGUGUGUUUCAGCUCUCUGGUGUGAAGGACGACAUCAUCACCAAACUGGAUAAAACAGCGAUUCAGACGAACUGGGGCAAGACUGGUUUCCCUCUUGCUGUUGUUAUCGGAGUUGUUGUUGUACUGCUGCUCCUGGUAGUCGGCAUCAUUGGAUACUUCCACUGGAAGAAGAAAAAUAAUGGGUUUCAAUCUGCUAACAAUUUGGACAGUACAUCAAUUGGUUCUGGUAAUUCUUCAGGAAGUGCUAACAGUGACACUCCAUUCAUCACAGCCCCAACUGUGAACAUUUUUAAACCCAGGUUAAAAACAUUUCUCUUCUCCUGUGCUUAUGAGUGAGCUCUUUCAAAGCACUUUAAAUUUAAUUUUUUUAUUUGCACUGUAUGUCCCUUUUAAUGAUUUUAAAGAAAAUCAAUAUUUAAUGCUCUAUUCUAGUAUUUUCUCUUUCUAUUUUUCUGUACUUUGUUUUUAUAUAUAUUUUUUUUAAUUGUAUGUUUUUUGUGUCUAAUUGUUACUGUUAAAUGUUUGUUUUAUGUAAAGAAUGCGCUAUAUAAAUAAAGCCUGUGAAUUGAAAUCUUUGGCAUGGGCAGGACAUGGUAUAGAUAUAGUUUCCACAACACUAACUUAUGAUAAACUUGAUAAAAACUAGUGUUGCUUACAUUAUAAAAUAUAUAUAUAUUUUAAAUAUUGUAAUGUUUUAAAUUAAGUUUGUUAACUUUCUGUAAACAUGUAGACAUUCAGUAGCAAUGCUCUAAAUCAAUUCCUAUGCUGGAAUACAUAAAUUACAUUUUUUCCCGGAAUGCUUAAACAUUAACCAAUUCUUGAGGCACUAUCUUGUAGCCAGUGCAUUUACCACGUGCCAAACUUGCCAGUUGCCUUUCCACAUCGACACAUGUGAAAACACUUUUUUCUCUCUCAAACAAAUAAGUAUAGAAUAAUAAUUUGUUUUUGCAAGAGAUGUAUAAUGUUUUGCUGGUUUGGUGUAAGGUUUGGUCUUGAUAGAGUAUAGAGUUUUGCAAAAACAGCCUAUAGUUUCAAAGAUAGUGCCUAAGUAAUCAGAAAAAAAGCUAAUAUAAUUUUCUGUUGCACUACUGUUUGAGUCCUUUUGUAUUUUCUGUGUGGUUUUUAAUAA
Scomber scombrus (Atlantic mackerel) is the source of this 1963-nucleotide messenger RNA. Its product is annotated as major histocompatibility complex class I-related gene protein-like. The coding region runs from base 16 to 1170 and encodes 384 amino acids. NCBI's taxonomy places the organism in Eukaryota, Metazoa, Chordata, Actinopteri, Scombriformes, Scombridae. The record is from RefSeq and is a predicted model, not a curated record. The transcript is spliced from 8 exons. Gene Ontology annotation, cellular component: external side of plasma membrane. Gene Ontology annotation, biological process: immune response.